This is a messenger RNA of Brassica rapa (field mustard), 2051 nucleotides long. Its product is annotated as ATP-dependent 6-phosphofructokinase 3. The record is from RefSeq and is a predicted model, not a curated record. Gene Ontology annotation, molecular function: 6-phosphofructokinase activity; ATP binding. Lineage: Eukaryota; Viridiplantae; Streptophyta; Magnoliopsida; Brassicales; Brassicaceae. Gene Ontology annotation, biological process: glycolytic process; fructose 6-phosphate metabolic process.
GGUCACACUGCUAUUUUAAUAGAAUAGAUACCCACCCACAAUAUUCUCCCUUGCCAAAACCACCAUUCCCUACCACCUCGUAGUAGCUUAACUGGUUACUCUCUCUUUUCUCUCUCUCUGGUUUUUGAAAUUUGAUUACAAACUCCAUCCAUGGUCAAACUCUUUUGAUCCUAUAAAAGUGGCUCGCCUUUGUCUUUGAUCUCCACAUUCAUAUCAUUCAUUAACCUUCUUCUUUCGUAUAGAUCUUCUUUUUUUUUUUAAAGAAAGGGUUAUUAUAGUUUUUAUUCCAGUUUCGUGCGUCGGUAUGAGCACUGUGGAGAGCAGCAAGCCGAAGAUCAUAACUGGUUCUUGUGGUUAUGUUCUUGAAGACGUUCCCCAUCUCUCCGAUUACCUUCCCGGUCUUCCUACUUAUCAUAAUCCAUUGCAAGACAAUCCAGCUUACUCUGUGGUUAAGCAAUACUUUGUUGAUGCUGAUGACACUGUCCCUCAGAAGAUCGUUGUUCACAAGGAUGGUCCAAGGGGCAUUCACUUUAGACGAGCCGGGCCACGUCAAAAGGUCUACUUCGAAUCUGAUGAAGUCCAUGCUUGCAUUGUUACCUGUGGGGGUCUUUGUCCCGGCCUUAAUACCGUGAUUAGGGAAAUCGUGAGCAGUCUCUCUUACAUGUAUGGAGUGAAGAGAAUAUUGGGAAUAGAUGUAAGUUUUCAUCUAGACACAUUCACGCUCUUGUUUGUCUCAUUUUCUCUAAGAUUGAAUCUUUUUUUUCAGGGUGGAUAUAGAGGCUUCUAUGCUAGGAACACUGUCUCCUUGGACUCCAAAGUCGUUAAUGAUAUCCAUAAGCGAGGAGGGACCAUCCUUGGGACCUCACGAGGUGGUCAUGAUACUACAAAGAUCGUUGACAGCAUUCAAGACCGAGGAAUCAAUCAGGUUUACAUUAUAGGUGGAGAUGGAACACAGCGAGGCGCAUCCGUUAUAUUUGAGGAAGUUAGAAGACGUGGCCUGAAAGUUGCAGUUGUUGGAAUCCCAAAAACAAUCGAUAAUGACAUACCUGUGAUAGACAAAUCUUUUGGGUUUGACACAGCUGUAGAAGAAGCUCAACGAGCUAUCAACGCAGCACAUGUGGAAGCCGAGAGUAUAGAGAACGGUAUUGGUGUUGUCAAGCUUAUGGGUCGCUACAGCGGGUUCAUAGCGAUGUACGCUACUCUAGCGAGCAGAGAUGUGGACUGUUGUUUGAUUCCGGAGUCACCAUUUUACUUGGAAGGAGAAGGCGGACUGUUUGCGUACAUAGAGAAACGGCUCAAGGAGAGCGGUCACAUGGUGCUUGUGAUUGCAGAAGGUGCAGGGCAAGAUCUUAUGUCAAAGAGCAUGGAGUCUAUGACUCUCAAAGAUGCUUCUGGUAACAAACUUCUUAACGAUGUUGGUCUUUGGCUUUCACAAAGCAUCAAGGAUCAUUUUAAUCAGAAGAAGAUGGUGAUGAACCUUAAGUACAUUGAUCCAACGUACAUGAUUCGUGCUGUUCCUAGCAAUGCGUCAGACAAUGUUUAUUGUACGCUUCUGGCUCAGAGCGCAGUUCACGGUGCGAUGGCUGGAUACACUGGCUACGUCAGUGGUCUAGUGAAUGGAAGACAAACCUACAUUCCCUUCUACAGAAUAACGGAGAAACAGAACCAUGUGGUGAUCACAGACAGGAUGUGGGCGAGGCUGCUGUCGUCCACAAACCAGCCGAGUUUCUUGAGCCCCAAAGAUGUGUCUGAUGAUAAAGAGAAGCCCAUGUCGGCCCUCCUGGACGAUGGCAACUGCAACGGGCCAGUCGAUGUUCCUCCUCCAGUCACCAAAGAGAUCACCAAGUGACACUUAGUCGAAGAACAUGAUGAUGAUGUCCUAUAUGUUUUAGGUAGUAGUUGAGCGAAAUAAUUGUGUGUUUACGGUUAUGUCUGUAGUUUUCAACUUCUCCAUGCUACUUCUAUCAAUCUUCUAUUAAUCAAUUGACAAUCUUUAAAAAUCUUCAACAAAACACGUGUGCUUAUAUAUUGCUACAAAGCUCUUAACUUUC